AUGCCGGUCGAUAGAAGAAAACUUUGUGUAUUUGGAGGUGCAAUCACUCUCCGCAUUCUUUUAUUUACCCUAUUUCCGACUCUCCCAGACCUGCUUACAGGUCGAGUGGAAGUUUCUACGCCAGUCAGCAGCUUUAAGAGGCUCCAAGAAGGUGUCUUUUUAUACACCCGAAAGGUCAGCCCGUAUGACGGUGGAGUUUAUCACCAGGCCCCGAUUCUUUUGCCAAUAUUUUCGCUCCUCCCGCAGUCUGCCAGCCAUCCUCUUCUUGCCGGUUUGGUUUACGUCCUUCUCGAUCUUCUCAACGCCGCGGCUUUGAUAACCAUAUCGGAUUCCGGUGAAUCUGUGGUGUCGAGACUUUACACGUCUACACGGAAACAUAUUCGAUGGGAUGGAGUCUCUAUUGCUGCAGGUUACCUAUUUAAUCCAUUUGUAAUCGCGACAUGUCUGGGCCGAUCAACCAACAGUUUCACCAAUUCCGCAAUCCUAUAUGCUAUUUCGAAUGCGGUUACGGGUAAUACCUUCAACUCCGUGCUCGCGCUGGGAUUCGCUUCGUAUCUAUCACUCUAUCCUGCUCUCCUAUACCCGCCGCUCAUUCUCCUCUGCUACGAUCGAAACAUAUCACGUGUGAAAUCCACAGGCGGUUCUUUCGGCUACGCGCUAAGAUAUUUUCUUCUUUUUGUCACGAUUGUCGUGGCACUCCUCUAUAUGUCUUACAUUCUUACUGGUAAUUCAUGGGAGUUUAUAUCUGCAACUUAUGGGGUUCAGCUGCUGGUACCUGACUUGACACCAAACGCUGGCCUUUGGUGGUAUUUCUUGAUUGAGAUUUUCGAUCCGUUUCGAGAAUUUUUCCUGGGAGUUUUCUGGUUGCAUCUGGCAUCAUAUGUUGGGGCCUUCACCGUGAGGAUGAGGACGCAGCCUCUCUUUGUGAUCACCUCAUUCCUUGGGGUAUGUUCGAUUUUCAAACCAUACCCUAGCAUUUCUGACGUAUCCAUCUAUUUUGCUCUUCUGCCACUCUACCGCCAUGUCUUCCCAUUAAUGCGUUAUACGUUUUUCGCCGUUGCGGUUUUGCUAUAUGCUACACUUCUCGGCCCAAUAUUCCACCAUUUAUGGAUAUAUGCUGGCUCGGGCAACGCCAAUUUCUUCUACGCAAUAACCCUAGUCUGGAGUCUAGGGCUCUCGAUUCUCGUUGCAGAUUCGAUAUUCGCUGUCCUUCGUGACGAGUGGGAGAAGAGCAGACCAGACAUGAAAGGAAAAUAUGCAAAGCAGAUCUAA
Histoplasma capsulatum G186AR is the source of this 1272-nucleotide messenger RNA. RefSeq names its product phosphatidylinositol glycan anchor biosynthesis class U protein. Gene Ontology annotation, biological process: attachment of GPI anchor to protein; protein localization to cell surface. The transcript is spliced from 5 exons. NCBI's taxonomy places the organism in Eukaryota, Fungi, Ascomycota, Eurotiomycetes, Onygenales, Ajellomycetaceae. The record is from RefSeq and is a predicted model, not a curated record. Bases 1 to 1272 code for a protein of 423 amino acids. Gene Ontology annotation, cellular component: membrane; GPI-anchor transamidase complex.